ACCGAGUGGCGCGAGAGGAGACACGAGAGGAGUGCCCCGGUGAGACGCUCGCGCCGCGCCUCCGCCCCCAGAUCGUGGACCCGACGCCGAUCGGUUCCUGCCAUGGAGCAGCCCACGCGGCCCGUACCCGCGGACGGCGGGGAAUUCCCCGACGGCGCGGGCGACAGGGCGCCGGUGGAGGUGGAGGUGGCGGUGGAGGACGAGGCGGGGGAGGAAGAGGAGGAGCCGCCGCGAUCGGCGACGGCGAAGCAGGAGGAGGCAAAGGCGGCGCUGGGCGCCGAGGGGUCCCAGCCGUUCACCACGCGGGAGCUCGUCGGUGAGAUCAAGGAGGACGGCGAGGCGGACGGGGGCGGAGGCGUUGGGGAUGGGGACGGGGUCGGAUCCGCCGAUGCUGAGGGUUCUUCGUCCAGCCGAGAUAGCAUGCAGCAGUUUUCAUCCCAUCAUGAUGUAGCCAUGGAAUUAAUAAAUAGUGUCACUGGAGUGGACGAGGAAGGUCGUUCUCGCCAAAGGAUUCUUGCUUUUGCUGGAAAAAGAUAUCUAAAUGCAAUUGAAAGAAAUCCUGAUGACCCUGAUGCAUAUUAUAAUUGGGCCCUAGUCCUCCAGGAGAGUGCAGAUAAUGUGGACCCCAAUUCUGGUUCCUCCAAAGACGCGUUACUUGAGGAGGCCUGCAAAAAGUAUGCUGAAGCUACCCGACUUUGCCUGACUCUUUAUGAUGCAUACUAUAACUGGGCCAUUGCUAUUGCUGAUCGAGCUAAAAUACGAGGUCGUACCAAAGAAGCCGAAGAUUUCUGGAGACUGGCAAUACUGAAUUAUGAGAAGGCUGUCCAGCUAAAUUGGAAUAGCCCGCAGGCUCUAAAUAAUUGGGGCCUUGGACUACAGGAACUGAGCGCCAUUGUUCCUGCUCGGGAGAAACAAACCAUCAUAAAAACAGCUAUAAGUAAGUUUCGUGUUGCUAUCCAAUUGCAAUUUGAUUUCCAUCGGGCUAUAUACAAUCUUGGAACUGUCUUGUAUGGUUUAGCUGAGGAUACCAUGAGAUCUGGGAAGCCAGACAUAUCCCCUAAUGAGCUUUACAGUCAGUCUGCUAUCUAUGUUGCAGCUGCUCAUGCAUUGAAACCAAAUUACUCGGUCUAUCGCAGUGCUUUGCGACUAGUCCGCUUGAUGUUGCCUUUGCCAUAUCUCAAAGUGGGAUAUUUGACCGCUCCUCCAGCCAAUAAUGCCAUUGCACCACACACUGAUUGGGAGAGGUCACAGUUUGUUCUGAACCAUGAGGGACUCCAGAAGGCCAAUGCCUCUAGCCAGCCUCCAUCACAAUCAAUGGACAGAGGAAGAAAGCCUACCCGAAUAGCUGUUGAGGAUAUUGUUUCUGUGUCAGCAUCCGCUGAUCUAACAUUGCCACCUGGUGCUGGUCUUUGUGUAGAUACUGUUCAUGGACCUAGGUUCUUGGUUGCUGAUAGCUGGGAGGCUCUUGACAGUUGGCUAGAUGCUUUAUGCCUAGUCUACACUAUAUUUGCAAGAGGGAAAAGUGACGUUCUGGCUGGUAUUAUUACUGGCUAAUAUAUCAUACAGAAAAACUGCACAAUGAAUAGAGGCUCAGAAAUUGUGUAGGCUCAUUGUCAAUUCAUUCUCUCUUGUGGAUUUACCUGUGUUGAUUUAUCUCAUGGCUUAUGUGAAGUAGAGAUGCUGAUCGGUAACUCA
Triticum dicoccoides is the source of this 1695-nucleotide messenger RNA. RefSeq names its product protein HLB1-like. Gene Ontology annotation, molecular function: protein binding. NCBI's taxonomy places the organism in Eukaryota, Viridiplantae, Streptophyta, Magnoliopsida, Poales, Poaceae. The transcript is spliced from 14 exons. The coding region runs from base 103 to 1554 and encodes 483 amino acids. The record is from RefSeq and is a predicted model, not a curated record.